AUGAAGAUUCUCCUCAAUAAGGGUCCAGAGCAGUGUGGAGUGCUUUCGGUACUGCUGGUGCUACUGAUCACAUCCCAAGUCUGUUCUUUGCAAGGUGACAAUGUGUGCUAUCGAUACGAGAGCUAUGCCGAAACGGAAACCAUUCCACGCAAUCAAACAGUGCAGGUGCUAACGCGACAGUGGUGUCUGGAGAUCCCACCGAGAUGCACCUCGUAUCGAACAGAAAUUAAGGAAGUGUUUGUUAAACAGAACGUCACCAAGACACGGCGGGUGGAAUUCUGCUGCGAAGGGUAUCAGGAACGGCGCACCGGAAACGGAACCAGCGGCGAGUGUCGUCCAAUAUGCCGCGGUGGGUGCAUCCAUGGCGAGUGUACGGCACCGAACGUGUGCUCUUGCGAGGCUGGUUUCGGGGGCAAAUAUUGUCUGCAGAGGUGCCGUAAUGGAACGUGGGGUGUGAACUGUCGGAAUCGAUGCCAUUGUCAGAACUUUGCACAUUGCGAUACAAAAACUGGACAUUGUCGGUGCACUGAGGGCUGGAUGGGAAAAUACUGUGAAACUCCUUGUGCGGCAGGCUACUUUGGGACGAUGUGCGUUAGCAAGUGUAGUUGUAGUACUCGCUCGUGUCAUCCCCAAACAGGAAUCUGUAUGCCGGAUGAUGAGAUAGUAAUGUUUGAUAACAUCACCCGAACGGUAGAGAACAGUUUCUCCUCCGAAAGCACUGAGCGAAUAUCGGCCGAACAAUGGAUCAAAGUUGAGAACUUGACACAUUCGACCACCAGCAGUACUACCACCGACAAUGCCAAUAUUACAAAAACCACUUUUAGCACUGCAAGUACAUUUUCGGAGAUACCUACCUCAUCCACAACGGAAGCUGCCGGACAAAUGCUACCGAAUGCGACCUACGCCGAGUCCUACCACGAGUACCUGCCGAACAACACCGAAAUGAGCAUGGUCCUCACAAAAGGUCACUCACGUACGGCCAGCAACGAAAGUAUGUACGAGCUAGUUACGACCACUUCACGCGUCGAGAUCACCUUCAUCGAUACGGCGGUGAAAAAAAUUGAAGAUCACUCCACGGUUAACAACGCGACCGACGAGGAGGAAGAAUUGCUUUCCAUAUCUAACGACACCGCGAACGAUACGGACACCCAGCUCGUGUAUCUGGAAUCGGAAAACCAUCCCGUACUGGUGGACAUAUCCGGGGAAGGAACGGCCCACAGUGAAGCCAACGAUCGACAAGCGUUUGUGACGAUCUCCUGUUUGUUGAUCACACUAGCCCUGCUCAUAUCGGUUGUAUUUUAUAUGAAGCGUUUAAAUAGGAAAACUCUAGCCAAACCUGCACCCAGUACACCACCGCCAGUAAAGAUUGUCGACGAAAGUGUCCAAACGGGAUCCGAUUCCAAUCGAUCGUCUGAUCCACUUCCAGAUUUGCCGCACGUAACGUACACGAGAGUAAAGCCAAAAUUGCAAAGAAAUGGAGAUAUCGAACACUACGACGUCCCGGCAAACAACAGCUUCAUUCAUCGGGCUAAAUCAUCGCCGUACAACUACAACUUCACUAUCAAUCAAAAGCAUCCACCCAGAAAGUAUAGCCUGGAGCAUAUCUAUGACGAAAUCCAAUAUCCACCGUUGGCGGAAGCGGCGAAUGGUACGACCCAGCCAGAUAAACCAUCAGAAGAUCAGCUGGAUGAGAAGGAUGAAAGCUACUCCAAACAGAUAGUUCUCACGUAG
This is a messenger RNA of Anopheles marshallii, 1731 nucleotides long. Its product is annotated as laminin subunit beta-1-like. Gene Ontology annotation, molecular function: protein binding. Lineage: Eukaryota; Metazoa; Arthropoda; Insecta; Diptera; Culicidae. Gene Ontology annotation, cellular component: membrane. The transcript is spliced from 6 exons. The record is from RefSeq and is a predicted model, not a curated record. The coding region runs from base 1 to 1731 and encodes 576 amino acids.